Molecule: messenger RNA, 1086 nt
Organism: Spodoptera frugiperda (fall armyworm)
Lineage: Eukaryota; Metazoa; Arthropoda; Insecta; Lepidoptera; Noctuidae
Exons: 5
Coding region: 130-1059 (309 amino acids)
Source: RefSeq, a predicted model, not a curated record
UUUAAAAGUCAAACAAACGUCAACGGGCAACGACAUUUUGUGAUUCAAAAGUUGUGUGAACUUCUAGUUGUUUACUUUGAAUACAUUGAUGUGAUAUUAAAUAAAUAUUGAACAAAACAGGACACAAUAAUGGCUAUGUAUCGAUCAGAGCCUGCUUGGCAGAGAGAAAAUAAUUCAAUCUCAAAAAAUAUCAUUACAGGCGAUCCCUUAGCUGCAAUUUACAAUGAAGGUAUAUGGCGAUUGAGCAAAGUAUCGCCGUUAUACAAUUUGCAAUACGGUACAGUGAAACUCAAACAAUAUGCGUCUAAAAUCAGACAAGCUCUUGUGAGUGCUAUGCCAGCUAAUUCAUCAACUAAAUACGUGGUUCAAAUUGAAGAACAAGUCAAUCUAAAGUAUUCAGAAGACGAUCCCAGUGCUUUGAUUAUAAAUGUGUUAUCAUCAUCACAAGACAAGAACAAUAAAAGUAAGGUCUCCUAUGCAGCCAUUCUCCUGUCUUGGGGUAUUAACGUCUCAGUGGACUCUGCCACCCAUUUACCUUACAUGCUGGAACGAGGUGAACAAAGGAUUAGCACUGCUGUGAAGACUACAUUACAGACCAUAUUUGAUUGCCAGAUAAAACAAUUUAGUUUUACACAGCAACAACUGCUGUACUUGGGUUUCAACUUUGUUGAAAGUGACUCAUCUCGCAGCACAGACCCAUUUACAUUGACAUACAAGACACCACAAGUUGACCACAAAGACAAGCUGAAUCUAUCAUUUGAAGUUGGGGACAUCCAGAUCAUAUGCAAUGGGAUCAAAGACGAAGUUACAAAGAAGUCUGAUCUAGUGACAUUAGUAUACCAAAUUCUACAGAACCAAAUAUUUGACUCUAGCCUCAUAGAUAUUACUACAUUUGAUCUGUGUGAGGUGUCAAUGCCCAGAGCAGAGGUAAAGAACAGUGGAGCAGUGAAAAUGAAGACACCAGAGAUUGUCAACUGUGUGUUUACUGUGCUAAAUGACAUCAGUCAUGAUAUGUACUCGGAGAGAGAUUCCGGCAAUGCAUCUGCAUCUGAUUCAUAGCAUUAAUAAAAUGUGUUAUGAUAGAAA